AUGCCACCUAUCCCUAUAUACGCCGACGCACCCAUCAAUCCCUCCGCACCCACUCCCCAAUCCUCCACCUCCUCCACCUCCUCCACCUCUCAAACUCCCUCCGAACCCGCCUCCAAUCCCGCCGCAACCACAACCAUCACACCCCCUCGGACCCGCGUCACCGCCCCAGCCUACAACCCCACCGAUCCCGCACCACCCCAACCCGGCGCCCUUCCCGUCCCCCAUCCCACUGCUCCUCCAACAACCGCCCCCUCUCUUCCCCCACCACCACAACCCUGCGCCAUCCCCUCCGAACUCACCCCUUCCUCGCACCCCGAACCCCCCGCGCCGACCGCCCCUCCCCAACCGCACCAUCCCCUCCCCCCACAAAUGUCCAUUCCCCCCCUACAAGCACCCCUCGCCCCCACGAAAUCCACCAUCCCCUUAACCAGCCACUCCGCGCCGCCGCCGAACCUCGCGAACCCGCCGGGAUAUCAGCAGAAUGUGUACGCGGGGACGCUGAUGGCGGAGACGCAGGGCGGGGGGGGGUUGCCGUCGGGAGGGGGAAAUGAGACGGCGGGAAGUGGUGGAGGGGGAGGAGAGGGGGUGAUGGAGAGGGCCAAGGGAUUGUUGGGGGGGGCGGGAAGGUCGUUGGCGGAGGGGGAGAGGAGGGUUUGGGAGUGGGUGAAUGGGAAGCAGGGGUAG
Molecule: messenger RNA, 684 nt
Organism: Eremomyces bilateralis CBS 781.70
Lineage: Eukaryota; Fungi; Ascomycota; Dothideomycetes; Eremomycetales; Eremomycetaceae
Exons: 1
Coding region: 1-684 (227 amino acids)
Source: RefSeq, a predicted model, not a curated record